GAAGUUCGAAGCCAAUCACCGCCCGAGCCACUCGGAGGAGAGCAACGCCGGCGCGAAACCAACUCCGGCGACAGGCCCGCUCGUCGGCGAAACUAUAAGGAAAUAGGAAUAAUGGCCGCCGCUCUACUUAUGCGAGCCCUUCGCUCGGAGGGCCGUCAGCAACUCAAGCCCUUAUUAUCCGCCCCAGCUUCCCCUUUACGCUUCUAUUCCAGAGUCGCUUCCUCCUCCUCUUUUAUUUCUUCGCCCCAUCGUUGCUUCUCCUCCGCAGCUGCCUCCUCUCCGGCGUCCGCCUUCGCACUCGGAAGCUCGAUGGACCCUAGCAGGAUCCGUAACGUCGCCGUCAUCGCCCACGUUGACCACGGGAAGACGACCCUCAUGGACCGGCUCUUGCGCCAGUGCGGCGCCGACAUCCCUCACGAGCGCGCUCUUGAUUCCAUCACACUCGAGCGAGAACGCGGCAUCACUAUUGCCUCCAAGGUUACUUCUAUUUCUUGGAAGGAUAACGAGCUCAACAUGGUUGAUACACCUGGGCAUGCUGAUUUUGGUGGCGAGGUUGAAAGAGUUGUUGGCAUGGUUGAAGGAGCUGUCUUGGUUGUUGAUGCUGGGGAAGGUCCUUUAGCACAGACAAAAUUUGUUCUUGCAAAGGCAUUGAAGCAUGGUUUGCGUCCAAUACUACUACUAAACAAAGUUGACAGGCCUUCAGUGUCGGAGGAGACUUGCAAUGAGGUUGAGAGUUUGGUAUUUGAUCUUUUUGCAAAUCUCGGUGCUACAGAGGAACAACUGGAUUUUCCUGUUCUUUAUGCAUCUGCAAAAGAAGGUUGGGCUUCAUCAACAUUCACAAAAGAUCCUGCAGUCGAUGCACGGAAUAUGUCACCUUUGCUUGAUGCCAUCACAAGUCAUGUUCCUCCACCUUCAGCAAAUGUUGAAGCUCCUUUUCAAAUGCUGGUCUCCAUGAUGGAGCGUGAUUUUUAUCUUGGGCGGAUAUUGACUGGGCGUAUAUCAUCUGGAGCUAUCCAUGUAGGAGACAAGAUACAAGGCCUUAGAUGUACAGAUGGUGGAGUUGAGAAGAUUGAGGAAGGAAAGGUAACCAAACUUAUGAAAAAGAAAGGAACAAGUAUCAUCAUGAUUGACAGUGCUGGAGCUGGUGAUAUCAUCUCCGUGGCUGGUUUAACAAGUCCUUCAAUUGGUCACACUGUAGCAAAUAUUGAGGUAACUACUGCACUACCGACCGUUCAAUUGGACCCUCCAACAAUAUCAAUGACUUUUGGUGUGAAUGAUUCCCCAUUGGCUGGCCGUGAUGGGACACAUUUGACUGGAGGUAAAAUCGGUGAUCGACUUUUGGCAGAAGCUGAAACAAAUCUUGCAAUAAAUGUUCUUCCUGGACAAGUAUCAGAAUCAUUUGAAGUCCAGGGAAGGGGUGAACUCCAGUUAGGUAUUUUAAUUGAAAAUAUGAGGCGUGAAGGAUUCGAACUCUCUGUUUCACCUCCAAGAGUGAUGUAUAAAACUGAAAAAGGUCAGAAGCUAGAACCUAUAGAAGAAGUAACUAUUGAGAUUAAUGAUGAGCAUGUUGGGCUUGUCAUGGAAGCCCUUUCUCAUAGGCGAGCUGAGGUGACGGACAUGGGUCCUGUUCCAGGGACUAGUGGAAGGACUAGAAUGUCUUUGACUUGCCCAUCUAGGGGCCUAGUUGGGUAUAGAAGUGUAUUUAGCACCGACACUCGUGGCACUGGCUUCAUGCAUCGCGCUUUCUUAACCUAUUCCAAGCAUCGGGGUCAGCUUGGUAAUGUCAGGAAAGGAGUACUAGUAUCUUGUGGUAAAGGAAUUAUCACUGCGCAUGCACUCAUGAGUUUAGAAGCUCGUGGAACACUCUUUGUCUCACCUGGAAUGGAGACAUACGAGGGUAUGAUCGUUGGUGAACAUUCACGUGAUAAUGACCUUGAUAUAAACCCUGUGAGGACGAAAGAGUUGACAAACAUCCGAGCACCUGGAAAGGAUGAGAACGUCAAGCUUUCCCCACCUCGUUUGAUGACCCUAGAAGAGGCCAUCGGUUAUGUUGCUUCGGAUGAGCUCAUCGAGGUAACACCAAAAUCUGUUAAGAUGAGAAAACGAUAUCUGGAUGCCAAUAAAAGGAAGAUGAUGAAAGGCAAGAAGGAUUACUAAUACUAAAAUUGUUCGGCAACAAGGUAAAGAUAAAAACAAUUAAUUAUGAUUUAAAUUUAAUGAUACCAAGAAAUUUUGAUAGAUUUGUAACAUGAAUAACGAUCUGUAUGAAUAAGCAACUCUACUAAAUAGCUAUAAUACUAUCUAUUAAAAUUGUUUAUUACUAGUCCAUGGACUCGAGCUUCGUUUUGUCUCUGUAUACCCCGGCAGGGUCAUUUUAUUUAAUGAAAAAGAUAUUUAUUUGCCACUA
Molecule: messenger RNA, 2407 nt
Organism: Zingiber officinale
Lineage: Eukaryota; Viridiplantae; Streptophyta; Magnoliopsida; Zingiberales; Zingiberaceae
Product: 50S ribosomal subunit assembly factor BipA-like
Exons: 19
Coding region: 112-2157 (681 amino acids)
Cellular component (GO): cytosol; ribonucleoprotein complex
Molecular function (GO): GTP binding; GTPase activity
Source: RefSeq, a predicted model, not a curated record